This is a messenger RNA of Equus caballus (horse), 5351 nucleotides long. NCBI's taxonomy places the organism in Eukaryota, Metazoa, Chordata, Mammalia, Perissodactyla, Equidae. The record is from RefSeq and is a predicted model, not a curated record.
GCGGCAGAUGUUAGCUCAGGGCUAAAUCUUCCUCUCACACACACAAAAAGAUAAUCCUUCUAAGCAGAAUUUAGCCAUUGUAUAGUCUUUGGCUACAGAUUACAAAAAAAAAAUAGAAAAACCCAAUUAACUCAUGAUGUUUGAAAAAAAUGUAGAAAUUCGAUUAGGCUUAAUUGUAAAGUUAGUUUAUUCCUUGUGAUGCAAUUUCAGAGAGGCAGCAUAAGAAAUGAAAAGCCUAACCUUGGAUGAACUUGGUUCAAAUACCAGCUCUACUGUGUGUGAACGGGACGAUGGUAGUCAGGACACUUAGCACUGCUACAUACAGUCUAGUUCCUGGCCUGUGAAGCGGGGGUGGGGGAUUUGACAUAGUACUUACCAUAGUGUCUGGUUUGUGCUAAGUUCUGUAAGUGAUCACUUACUGGUCAUAUUCCUUAGACUUUAGGAAUUUCUCUCUUUGUGCUGUAUGUGAGGCAAAGAGUUAGAGAAUCAGAAUGUUAUAAAUGGAAGGAAUCUCAGAGGUGAUUUGCUACAAGACGUUAAUUUCUAGAUGAUACUAGGUGACAGAAUUGGAGAAUGAAGCAGCCUUGACCUUGGAAUGUUAAGAUCAGUGCUACUUUUCUGGAAAUGGGUACCAUUCAUAUCGCUAGACUUUGGGAACGUGAAUUACUCUUUUCCUUGACUGUUUUAAGUUUGUGGCUUAAUUUGAGUGUUGUGAUUUAUUCUAUUAAAGUGAGAUUGCACCCCUUUUAUUCCAUAGUAACUAAUGUUUCUGAGGACUGUAACAUUUCACUUUAUUAAUGUUUUUAUCAUUUCCUAAGGGGCCUAAUCUUUUCCUAUGGAACAGGCCUUAGGCUUUAUUAUGCCUGUAAUUAAAUUCAGUUGGAAAUAGCAUCCGAGUUACUGGAAAUUACUGGACAGCCGACCUCAGGGUACUGCAUUGUUUCAGAGGGAAGGGGAUUGGCAGAGAAAGGCACUUGCUACGUAGAUCCCGACAGUGGCACUUUUUAGAAGUGAAAGUGCUUUGAGUGAUUUAACUUAUUUUCAAGCGUUUUUCUGCAGUUGUAAAUACAGUACCUAUUUUUGGAGGCAAGGGAAAAAUACGGGAGGUGACUUGAUAUCAGUCAAAUAUAUCAGUUAAAUGAGGAGUAGAUUCUAUAUUUUGUUCCUGAGUAGCUUUAUGUAACAGAGUGAUUGGUUACUUUUGGAGUAAAGCUUAUUAUAUUUAGUAUUAGUUAUUUCUUCCAAUAGGCUGUUUUUAUUUUUACUUCAUUUAUUUGAUUUUGAUCACGUUCAUUCUUUCCUCGUCCCUGCCUCCCACGACCUAUACCUGUUCUUGGCCUCUGAGCCAGCAAAAUGCAGAAAGAGCCAUACAUAGGUAGCCUUUAUACUUACUGUUAGAUGAGCCCUCCUCACAGAUAGCUGGUGCUGUAUUGGAAUGGAAUUAUAAGAUAUUUUAAAUUUGAAAGUAGUCUUUAGCUUGCUUGACCUGUUGAAUUUAAUAAGCAUAAUAUUUAAUCUUUUCAGAGGUCGAAACAGUAACAAAGGCCUGCCUCAGUCUAUGAUUUCUUUUGAUGGAAUCUAUGCAAAUAUGAGGAUGGUUCAUAUACUUACAUCAGUUGUUGGAUCCAAAUGUGAAGUACAAGUGAAAAACGGAGGUAUAUAUGAAGGAGUUUUUAAAACAUACAGUCCUAAGUGUGAUUUAGUACUUGACGCUGCACAUGAGAAAAGUACAGAAUCCAGUUCGGGGCCAAAACGUGAAGAAAUAAUGGAGAGUAUUUUGUUCAAGUGUUCAGACUUUGUUGUGGUACAAUUUAAAGAUAUGGACUCCAGUUAUGCAAGAAGAGAUGCUUUUACUGACUCUGCUAUCAGUGCUAAAGUGAAUGGUGAACACAAGGAGAAGGACCUGGAGCCCUGGGAUGCCGGGGAACUCACCACCAGUGAGGAACUGGAGGCUUUGGAAAAUGAUGUCUCUAAUGGAUGGGAUCCCAAUGAUAUGUUUCGGUAUAAUGAAGAAAAUUAUGGUGUAGUGUCUACAUAUGAUAGCAGUUUAUCAUCAUAUACGGUGCCCUUAGAAAGAGAUAACUCAGAAGAAUUUUUAAAACGAGAAGCAAGGGCAAACCAGUUAGCAGAAGAAAUUGAAUCAAGUGCCCAGUACAAAGCCCGAGUGGCCCUGGAAAAUGAUGAUAGGAGUGAAGAAGAAAAAUACACUGCAGUUCAGAGAAAUUCCAGUGAACGUGAGGGCCACAGCAUAAACACUAGGGAAAAUAAAUAUAUUCCUCCUGGACAAAGAAAUAGAGAAGUCAUAUCCUGGGGAAGUGGGAGACAGAAUUCACCGCGUAUGGGCCAGCCUGGAUCGGGCUCCAUGCCAUCAAGAUCCACCUCUCACACUUCAGAUUUCAACCCGAAUUCUGGUUCAGACCAAAGAGUAGUUAACGGAGGUGUUCCCUGGCCAUCGCCUUGCCCAUCUCCUUCCUCUCGCCCACCUUCUCGCUACCAGUCAGGUCCCAACUCUCUUCCACCUCGGGCAGCCACCCCUACACGGCCGCCCUCCAGGCCCCCCUCGCGGCCAUCCAGACCCCCGUCUCACCCCUCUGCUCAUGGUUCUCCAGCUCCUGUCUCUACUAUGCCUAAACGCAUGUCUUCAGAAGGGCCUCCAAGAAUGUCCCCAAAGGCCCAGCGGCACCCUCGAAAUCACAGAGUUUCUGCUGGGAGGGGUUCCAUUUCCAGUGGCCUAGAAUUUGUAUCCCAUACCCCACCAAGUGAAGCAGCUGCUCCUCCAGCAGCAAGGACCAGUCCUGCGGGGGGCACGUGGUCAUCAGUGGUCAGUGGGGUUCCAAGAUUAUCCCCUAAAACUCACAGACCCAGGUCUCCUAGACAGAACAGUAUUGGAAAUACUCCUACUGGGCCAGUUCUUGCUUCUCCCCAAGCUGGUAUUAUUCCAGCUGAAGCUGUUGCUAUGCCUGUUCCAGCUUCGUCUCCUACGCCUGCCAGUCCUGCAUCCAACAGAGCUGUUACCCCAUCUAUUGAGGCUAAGGAUUCCAGACUUCAAGAUCAGAGGCAGAACUCUCCUGCAGGGAAUAAAGAAAAUAUGAAGCCCAAUGAGACAUCACCUGGCUUCUCAAAAGCUGAAAAUAAAGGUAUAUCACCAAUUGUUUCUGAACAUAGAAAACAGAUUGAUGAUUUAAAGAAAUUUAAGAAUGAUUUUAGGUUACAGCCAAGUUCUACUUCUGAAUCUAUGGAUCAACUGCUAAACAAAAAUAGAGAGGGAGAAAAAUCAAGAGAUUUGAUCAAAGACAAAAUUGAACCAAAUGCUAAGGAUUCUUUCAUUGAAAAUAGCAGCAGCAACUGCACCAGUGGCAGCAGCAAGCCCAGCAGCCCCAGCAUUUCCCCUUCAAUCCUCAGUAACACGGAGCACAAGAGGGGACCUGAGGUCACAUCCCAAGGAGUUCAGACUUCCAGCCCAGGAUGUAAACAAGAGAAAGAUGAUAAAGAGGAGAAGAAAGACGCAGCCGAGCAAGUGAGGAAAUCAACACUGAAUCCCAAUGCAAAGGAGUUCAACCCUCGUUCCUUUUCUCAGCCAAAGCCUUCUACCACCCCAACUUCACCUCGUCCUCAAGCACAACCCAGCCCAUCUAUGGUGGGUCAUCAGCAGCCAACUCCAGUUUAUACUCAACCUGUUUGUUUUGCACCAAAUAUGAUGUAUCCAGUCCCAGUGAGCCCAGGCGUGCAACCUUUAUACCCUAUACCUAUGACGCCCAUGCCAGUGAAUCAAGCCAAGACAUAUAGAGCAGGUAAAGUACCAAAUAUGCCCCAACAGCGGCAAGACCAGCAUCAUCAGAGCGCCAUGAUGCACCCAGCCUCAGCAGCAGGCCCCCCAAUUGUGGCCACCCCCCCAGCUUAUUCCACACAGUACGUUGCCUACAGUCCUCAGCAGUUUCCAAAUCAGCCUCUUGUUCAGCAUGUGCCACAUUACCAGUCUCAGCAUCCUCAUGUCUAUAGUCCUGUAAUACAGGGUAAUGCUAGAAUGAUGGCACCACCAACACACGCCCAGCCUGGUUUAGUAUCUUCCUCCGCGACUCAGUACGGGGCUCACGAGCAGACGCAUGCCAUGUAUGCAUGUCCCAAAUUACCAUACAACAAGGAGACAAGCCCUUCUUUCUACUUUGCCAUUUCCACUGGCUCCCUUGCUCAGCAGUAUGCGCACCCUAAUGCUACCCUACACCCACAUACUCCACAUCCUCAGCCUUCAGCUACCCCCACUGGACAGCAGCAAAGCCAACAUGGUGGAAGCCAUCCUGCACCCAGUCCUGUUCAGUUCUUCCCUGAUGCUUUGCAGCACCAUCAGCACCAGGCCGCCCAGGCUCUCCAUCUGGCCAGUCCACAGCAGCAGUCAGCCAUUUACCACGCGGGGCUCGCGCCAACCCCACCUUCCAUGACACCUGCCUCCAAUACGCAGUCGCCACAAAAUAGUUUCCCAGCAGCACAACAGACCGUCUUUACGAUUCAUCCUUCUCAUGUUCAGCCGGCAUAUACCAAUCCACCCCACAUGGCCCACGUACCUCAGGCUCAUGUACAGUCAGGAAUGGUUCCUUCUCAUCCAACUGCCCAUGCGCCAAUGAUGCUAAUGACGACACAGCCACCCGGCGGUCCCCAGGCCGCCCUCGCUCAAAGUGCACUACAGCCCAUUCCAGUCUCGACAACAGCGCAUUUCCCCUAUAUGACGCACCCUUCAGUACAAGCCCACCACCAACAGCAGUUGUAAGGCUGCCCUGGAGGAACCGAAAGGCCAAAUUCCCUCCUCCCUUCUACUGCUUCUACCAACUGGAAGCACAGAAAACUAGAAUUUCAUUUAUUUUGUUUUUAAAAAAAUAUAUGUUGAUUUCUUGUAACAUCCAAUAGGAAUGCUAACAGUUCACUUGCAGUGGAAGACAUUUGGACCGAGUAGAGGCAUUUAGGAACUUGUGGGCUGUUCCAUAAUUCCAUACGCUGUUUCAGAGUCCCGCAAGUACCCCAGCUCUGCUUGCUGAAACUGGAAGUUAUUUAUUUUUUAAUGACCCUCGAAAGUCAUGAACACAUCAGCUAGCAAAAGAAGUAACAAGAGUGAUUCUUGCUGCUAUUACCGCUUAAAAAAAAAAAUCAAGACUUGGAACGCCCUUUUACUAAACUUGACAAAGUUUCAGUAAAUUCUUACCGUCAAACUGACGGAUUAUUAUUUAUAAAUCAAGUUUGAUGAAGUGAUCACUGUCUACAGUGGUUCAACUUUUAAGUUAAGGGAAAAACUUUUACUUUGUAGAUAAUAUAAAAUAAAAACUUAAAAAAAAUUAAAAAAUAAAAAAAGUUUUAAAAACUGA